AUGUUAAAAUACAGUGUAAAACAACAAACAGUUGCUGCCUUAAAGAAAUUGCAUAAAAUCAGAAAAUUUGUAGUGAAAAAAAAAAAAAGUCUGGUACAAUCUUUAUCAACAAGUGCAGAUGAGCUGUUGAAAAAUAUUUCAGAAGUUCUUGAAGAGGAAGUUGAUGCAGAGUUGGAGAAGAUAGCUGUUGUAGAGGAUCUUGAGCAGAACCUUCAAGUCAACAGAUACUUACACAAGGGUGGCAAUACAUUGCCAAAGCUUAAAUUAAAGGAAGAAAAACUUGCUUUCCUCAAAGACCUAGAUGCAGAUGAGUUCAAAGAAGAAAUCAGAAUGUUCAAAAGCUCAUUUAAUAAGCUAGGGCAGUGUCUUAAACUUCACAGUUUGUUUCUUCAAGUCAACUUGUCUUUGGAGGGAAUUAAGAUGCUUCCUUUUAAAGUAGGUAUACCUGUAAAAGCUAGUGAAUGGAGACGUUGUCUUGACCAAAGCAAUACUCUUUGUUCAACAAAAUGGAAUAAAAAAAUACAUCUUGAUUCAAAAGAAUAUAUUUUUGGAGAAACGUGUCAGUGGCAUCGUGCAGUCAUAUAUAUACCAGAGCGAGAUUCAUGCCCUGCACAAAAAGAAUCAAAGGCAUGUGAAUGUAAUGGAGCUUUGAAAAUAAAGCAGUUCAAAAAGUCUCCUACUAUUAUUACGCUCUGUAUGACAAGGGACCAUAACAAUCAUGUUCCUGAAGACAGAUCAGAGAUUAGAACUUUGCUCUUGCCUUUUGAAGCUAUUAAGUUGAUUGAAGAUCAACUGAGAAGUGGAAACAGCUGUAGAAGCACAAGAAUAUCUGUCCUUUGA
This is a messenger RNA of Phycomyces blakesleeanus NRRL 1555(-), 840 nucleotides long. RefSeq lists its product as hypothetical. The transcript has 3 exons. The coding region runs from base 1 to 840 and encodes 279 amino acids. Lineage: Eukaryota; Fungi; Mucoromycota; Mucoromycetes; Mucorales; Phycomycetaceae. The record is from RefSeq and is a predicted model, not a curated record.